GGGACGCGCGGGAACACUCCCCCUCCCCAUCCGCGCACGUUGGUACCGGCCCGCCCGGGAGAGCCUUUCGUUAGGCUGCCCGGGCAUCUGGCGCGUGGGGCGGGACAUGCGCAGAGUUGGCGCUCGACGUCGCCCGGCCCCCACGGUCCGGCUCGGUUGUGUCUGCUUGUAGCUUCCCCUCACGGCACGAAAAGCCAUGGGGGGCGGCGGGCAGACAACCGUGGAGACACCGACCCGCCAUGUUUAGACUGAACCAAAGUGAAAUCCACGUGGCCUUUUCCUGUGACCCUGUCCGAAACAAAACACCGCCCCUGCCCUGCGACACGUAAGUGGGUUCGUGCUCUGCUACCGGGUCCCGGCCCUCUGCCAAGUACAGACAGUAACAAGCCCGAGGCGGAAUCGAUUCAGUCUGCACAACUUAGACUGCGUACGCAGAACCGAUAAGCAACUGAACAGACGUUUACUGUUGACUCUGGGAACGCCUGCAGUGGCCGGGCGGGGGCGGGCGGGCACUACAGCGCCCCGCCCCGUUGCAGACCGCCCUGAGCCUGCCCACCCUGAGACGGGGAACUGGUUUGCAAGGUUCGCUGUCCGUGCUUUCUUCCAACCACUUGCCUCAAAACAAAGAAACACUUCAACAUUGAUGAUGACCCAGUUCUCACUGGUUUUGAAUUGGGAUUUGACAGGGACUAAAAUGACACCAGUUACACGACGAGAAGUUCUUGGCCUUUACCGCAAGAUAUUCCGAAUAGCCAAGAAAUGGCAAUCUGUAUCAGGACAGAUGGAGGAUACUAUUAAAGAGAAACAGUACAUUAUAAAUGAAGCCAAAACAUUAUUUCAAAAAAACAAAAAUUUAACGGAUCCAGAGGUGAUUCAUCAGUGUAUAGAAGAAUGCAAAGCAAGAGUAGAAAUAGGACUUCACUAUAACAUCCCCUAUCCACGACCUAUUCAUCUUCCUCCUAUGGGUCUUGCCCAGAAACAUGGCCGGACAUUUCAAAAGCAAGAGAAGCUGAGAAAGCUUUCCAAGCCAGUCUACCUGAAAUCCUAUGAUGAAAUUUCAUAAGUUACCAUCCUGCUGUGAGGUGUGCUAUUGUGGACUUUGACCCCAAGGCAUCUCUUGUGCACAACUGUGAAUUAAACUAUUAUGUGCUUGAAAUUUGCUUCCAUUUCUCCUGAGGCCGGAAGCCUAGCUGAUUCAGAACACAUGAUAAAUAAGGAUGUAUUUAAACUGCCUUGCAUUUAUAAGAUUCAACCACUGACUCAUCAAUAAAAGUAACAGCUUUUAAGGAGCGCGGUGCAAUAUGAAGAUUACUUUGUGAAGUCAAAAUAAAGCAUGGAGAUUUUUUAGUUGUA
Molecule: messenger RNA, 1353 nt
Organism: Alligator sinensis (Chinese alligator)
Lineage: Eukaryota; Metazoa; Chordata; Crocodylia; Alligatoridae
Gene: LYRM1
Product: LYR motif containing 1
Exons: 5
Coding region: 644-1063 (139 amino acids)
Cellular component (GO): mitochondrion
Source: RefSeq, a predicted model, not a curated record